CAGCCACCAGCAACAGCCGCCGUGUGGGAGGCAUGUUGGAAGGCAAAGCAAUCGUGGGCGAGACGGACAUGCUGCAGGCGAUGCAGCAGGACGCGUUGGAGCUGGCGGCUAAGGCACUGGACAGGUUUGAUGUGACGGAAGCGACUGACAUUGCUCGGUUCAUAAAGAAGGAAUUUGACAGGACACAUGGGGGAGGUUGGCAGUGCAUUGUGGGAACAGAUUUUGGGUCAUUUGUGACCCAUUGUUUUGGGUGUUUCAUAUACUUUUGUGUUGGAAGCCUUGCAAUUUUGCUGUUUAGGGGCUCUGAUGCCCCUCAACAACACCCUCACCCAACUCACUUCCCUGCUUCACAAACCCUCAAAGGCAACUCAUUGUAGUUCAACAAACACACUUAUAUAAGAAACGUUUUGUUCUCUCUAA
Molecule: messenger RNA, 420 nt
Organism: Cucurbita pepo subsp. pepo (vegetable marrow)
Lineage: Eukaryota; Viridiplantae; Streptophyta; Magnoliopsida; Cucurbitales; Cucurbitaceae
Biological process (GO): microtubule-based process
Cellular component (GO): cytoplasmic dynein complex
Molecular function (GO): dynein intermediate chain binding
Source: RefSeq, a predicted model, not a curated record